AUGGCCUCCGAUUUGAAAGUUGGCCGGCGGCGGGCAACCAGCAGCGCCGCCUCAUCCAUCAGAUCUGGACACUCACGACGAAAGUCCAAGGCGGUGAUCCAGCCCAAGUCGACACACACAUCCGACGAAUUCCUCCAAGACUUUCUGGAUCCAACAUUUGAUCCCGCGACAUUUCUAAACUCAGCCUUGCCGCCGCUGCAGCAGCGCUCAGUCCCUGGCCGGACCGGCUCUGACGUCGCACCCCUCGCCGAGCUGUCCACGCAGGCCCAGGCCCUCAUCUCGCAGCUCAACGCGCAGACCUCGCGGCUAUCCAGUACUUUGACCCAGCUCACCGAUGACAUCCUGAGGAGUGGGAGUCGCCUGGCCUACGAGGUGGAGCUGCUACGGGGCGAGACGCUGAGUCUCCAGGAGACCAUGACUGAGACCCUCCACGACGAUAUCAGCAAGUUUGUCCCUGAAGGAUUGCAGGAAGCUAUCGAAGCCAAGAACAGCGCAGCUGCAAGUGCAAAGGACGAAAAGAGCACGGCACCAUCAACACCGGCCUUGGUUGGUGGGACUGUCACAGGAACAACAAACGCGGAUGAUCCCGAGUUUAUCAAGCAACUACAAACACUCACGCUUGUGCGAUCUCGCCUCGAUUUGGUUAUCAAGACGUUUGGCGACGCCAUGGAAUUUGUUUUCCCACCUUCCGAGGUGUCAGUGAGCUCAGGUUUCCUGUCCGUAUCAGCACCGGAACCUGGAUCGGCACAGCAGAGCUCAGAGGACAAGGGUCAAGAAGUGUUGAAGAAGCUCCGAGGCGAGAUCUCUGACCUACUAAACAAAUCAGAGGACCCUGUACAAGGCAUUGAGAAGGCGGCGCAAAAGAUUGAGCAGCUCAAGGAGCUCACAGUGGUGUGGAAGGACACGGCAGAGGAGAAGGGCAGGAACAAGUUUAUCGAGAACUUGGCCAAGAUGGUAGAGGAUAGGCAUCGCGAUCUGAUGAAGGAAAUGGAGCAGGCGGCCAAGAAGGAGGGCAAAGCGGAGCCCACUUCGCGAUCGCGCAAAGGGAGUGUCACAAGGGAUGCGGCCGUGGUGGUGGAGGACACAAAGUCGCCAGGCGGGUUUGGCCUGAUUAGCCAGUUACAGAAGCUCAGGAGCGGAUUGUGA
Messenger RNA from Fusarium keratoplasticum, 1146 nucleotides. RefSeq lists its product as uncharacterized. NCBI's taxonomy places the organism in Eukaryota, Fungi, Ascomycota, Sordariomycetes, Hypocreales, Nectriaceae. The transcript has a single exon. The record is from RefSeq and is a predicted model, not a curated record. The coding region runs from base 1 to 1146 and encodes 381 amino acids.